Messenger RNA from Tricharina praecox, 1590 nucleotides. RefSeq names its product P-loop containing nucleoside triphosphate hydrolase protein. Gene Ontology annotation, biological process: double-strand break repair via homologous recombination. The record is from RefSeq and is a predicted model, not a curated record. The transcript is spliced from 13 exons. Gene Ontology annotation, cellular component: cytoplasm; chromosome. Lineage: Eukaryota; Fungi; Ascomycota; Pezizomycetes; Pezizales; Pyronemataceae. Bases 14 to 1510 code for a protein of 498 amino acids. Gene Ontology annotation, molecular function: 3'-5' DNA helicase activity; four-way junction helicase activity; ATP binding.
CGCGGACCAUACCAUGGCCACAAGUGUCCUCGACACAUCACUCACGACAACACCCGCGCCAAUGCCAGCAAAACGAGGCCAACCGGUAGUCGACAUCGACACCACUCUCAAACGCGUAUUCGGAAAGAGGUCUUUCCGAUCUGUCCAGCGGGAGGUGAUAGAAGCGGCGCUGGAGGGUCAUGAUGUUUAUUUGCAGGCAUCAACCGGUCUUGGGAAGAGCCUGACCUUUCAGCUCCCCGCCGUGGUCGUGGACCAUGGUACGACGAUAGUUGUUUCCCCAUUGCUGUCUAUCAUGGCAAACCAAGUAGAAGCUCUCCUUGCAGCGGGAAUCAAAGCGGCAAAGUUGGAUAGUUCCAUGGACAUGCAGGAACGCAACGAGAUCUUUAGAGACCUGGAAAGCGGACGUCCCACGCUGCGACUGCUUUAUGUGACACCGGAGCUAUGCACUACCCCCGGAUUUCGCGCAAAACUAGGGGUGCUGCACAAAGACGGAGAGCUGAAUAGGAUUGUAGUUGAUGAGGCACAUUGCAUCUCUGAGUGGGGACAUGAUUUCCGUGCGGCGUUUAAACAGCUGUACUGGUUCAAGUGCGAGUUUCCUUCUGUUCCGGUAAUAGCAGUAACUGCUACUGCUACUGCCAGGGUUCGAGAGGAUAUCAUCAAGAUCCUGAGACUACCGCCACCGCCGCAGUUGAAGAUAUAUCUCACUCCAACAUCAAGGUCAAAUCUCCACUACGAGAUCCGUUACAUAAACGACAGUAUCAACCCACUCGACGAGCUGGUGAAGUGGUUGACAGGUGUAUACAAACGACGGAAGGCUCGGGACGGUGGGGCCGAGGAGAGGCAUUCGGCGGUUUCGGGGUUGAUAUAUUGCUCGAAGAGACAAACGUGUGAAGAUGUCGCCAAAGAGCUGCGCGGGCAUAAGAUUGGUGCUAGACCAUAUCAUGCAGGACUGAGCAACGACGAGAAAAACGACACGACGCAGAACUGGCUCCUCGACAAGCUAGGCUAUGACAUAAUCGUGGCUACGACGGCAUUCGGCAUGGGAAUCGAUAAGCCCAACGUCCGAUUCGUCGUCCAUUGGGGUGUCCCCAAGUCGUUCGAAGGGUACUAUCAAGAGGCCGGACGUGGCGGCAGAGACGGCAACGCGGCCCGUUGCAUUCUCUUCUACUCACGAGAGUCCCGGGACCGUACGGGAUACCUUCUCCAGCUUGAGGCGAGUAAGCAACAGGGCGUCGGCGGUGGCGACGCGCAAAUACAAACGCAGAGCAAGCUGAAAAGCUAUCAAGAGCUGGUAAAAUACUGCGAAAACACAUCUACAUGCAGACACCUGGCGAUAUCACGGUACUUUGGAGAUGUCGAACCGCCGGAAUGCGACUUUGCUUGCGACAUCUGUAAAGACCGGAACGCGGUAGUCUCGGCGAAACGGAAUGGCCUCGCCGCAGAGGAGUGGGUUAGUACUCAGAGGGAGACGAAUAUGGACUACUACGGUGGGGUUGAUAGUUACGAGUAGAGUCACAUUACUGUAGUAACAGUCGAGCAUGUCGAAUAGAGAGGAUCAGUGACGUUUGGGCGUACAGAAAGUUGGCUUAA